Molecule: messenger RNA, 2291 nt
Organism: Anguilla rostrata (American eel)
Lineage: Eukaryota; Metazoa; Chordata; Actinopteri; Anguilliformes; Anguillidae
Gene: nudt1
Product: nudix (nucleoside diphosphate linked moiety X)-type motif 1
Exons: 4
Coding region: 173-643 (156 amino acids)
Biological process (GO): DNA protection
Molecular function (GO): 8-oxo-7,8-dihydroguanosine triphosphate pyrophosphatase activity
Source: RefSeq, a predicted model, not a curated record
AGAUGCCGCGGGAAAGAGUACACUUUUGCAACUGAACACUGUAAUGUAUUUGGGAUGCUGAUCAUUAUUGCAUAUUAAUAUUGUAAAGUCUCUGUAGUUUUAUUUCUAACGAGCUAGUAAGUGAUUUUAACAAUACUUAUUUUGUAAACUUGGUAAACGCUGAAAGCAAACAAUGUUAACCUCCAAGCUUUUGACCCUGGUCUUGGUGGUGCAGCCUGGUCGGAUACUUUUGGGUAUGAAGAAAAGGGGAUUUGGCGUGGGGAAGUGGAACGGUUUUGGCGGAAAGGUCCAGCCUGGGGAGACCAUUGAAGAAGCAGCCAGGCGUGAGCUGCUGGAGGAAAGCGGUCUUACGGUCGACUCGCUGGACAAGAUCGGGAACAUCAAGUUCGAGUUCGUGGGAGAGACGGAGCUGAUGGACGUUCACGUGUUCCGGGCCGAUUCGUUCAACGGUGACCCGACGGAGUCUGAUGAAAUGCGUCCGCGGUGGUUCGACUGGGAGUCCAUCCCCUUCGACCAGAUGUGGGCGGACGACCACCUCUGGUUUCCCCUCAUGCUGCAGAAGAAGAAAUUUUUGGGCUACUUCAAGUUCCAGGGGCACGACGUGAUCCUUCACCACCAGCUGGAUGAGGUGGAUGAGAUCUGAGAAGCACUGUAUAACAACUUUCAGAAGAACCUGUCCCCUGCUCACACUGAAACCGACGCCUGCGUUUGUUUCCAAUCCGAUAACGCGGCCACACCCUGCCUCGCUUAGCGGCGUUCUGAAGUUCGACCCGUGGGAGAACUGCUAGUUCUGCAGAGCAGAGUUAGCAGCUCUACGGAUACCGUUAGCAGGUGUACGGUAUCCGUAGAGCUGUCCCAUAAUUGUAAGCCAAAACUGUUAGCCUACAUUAUUGGAACUCCACCCUCCAGAAAUUUGAAAGGGUGUAAAUUAACACCCUUGUGCUCUCUGGCCAGGCCACCUGUUUCAAGUCCGCAGUUCGGUGGUCUGCAGAUGGGCUGCUAUCGUGGGUAGUCCACAGGUGCCCAACUGGUCCCUAUUGCGCCAUAACGAGGGUUAACCUUGCCAGCUGAAGCCAUCCAUUCCUCUUCAGCAUUGUGGCCAGUCAUGCCCCUUUCAUUAAAAAAAGCAUUUAAACUAAUGAAAGCCGAUGAAAAACACAGUAAAGCAGUACUGUAAAAUUUUAACCCUGUGAUUUUUGGAAUGUUUUGUUUUUUCAAAAUUCUAAGUCAGCGUUCUAGAACUCUGUUGCUUUCUAUUACCAGUGGUGAUUGCUACACCAGCAUUAGAAUGUUCAGUUAAGAACAUCCUAAUUACACAUUUGUGAUCUUACACCUUGCAGGGGUAAAUAUGGACCACUUAAUUUUUGAUGAAAAUCUGUGAACUUUUGGUUCUGUCCCUUGCGAUAUACAAAUUUGAACUCAAACUGGGACCAGAGCUUGGCGGUGAAGUGAGCUGAGAAAAAACAGAUUAGGAUAAUCGGUUCGCUGAAGUGGCUCAUUUUGAUUUAUGAAUUAAGCGUAAGUAACUUUAGUCAAAUUUUCCUAUUCAGAGAGCACUUCAGUUUAGCAGAAUUUUCAACACUCAUUUCUGGAUCAUUUUUCAGGCCUGCCCAAGUGUGAGAGAAUUGGUGAUUAUGAUUGAGAAUCUCUCUUUGCCAGCUAGCCAAUGUGCUGUCACGACCGCACUUUGAAACAAUUAUGAAUAUUUCAGCGACUCAUCCAAAUGUUUGAAUUUGGCCGAAAUCAAAUAUGCACUGAGAAUACACUUUUCAUUCAUCAGUGGGAUAAGUCUCUAAGAAAGCCUUGCAGUUUCAGCCCUGUAGCACAUAGUUGCUACCUCUUAUGAAUGGGAUUGUAAUAUUAUUGUAACUUGGCUCAGGGAUUACAUUGAGCCAUCUUGCAAACUUUGAGAACCACUACUAAAGACAACCAGGUACUUUUGUUGCAACAUUAGACACCUUGGUUGGAAAACAGGAUUGUGCUUGUUUUAAAAGGUGUUCACUGUUUUUCAGGGUGAAUUGUGAUUUGAAAUGCCUUUCAGUACAAGCGGGGUUGGGUCAGUUAGCCAAGACCUUUCUUCUAGCCUAUUGAUUGAAUUUACCCACAGUGACGACCUUGGUCCUUCGCUUCACUGUUGCAAUUUCUUUUCUUUGUUUGAAAGAAAGCCUUUAACAGGUAAUGUUCUUGUAUUUGUAUUUCUUGUAUCAGCUUUAAAAUGGCUGGCCCAUCUCAUAUACUGUACAGAAAUUGAUGUCUGAAAAGAAUUAAACAAAUUUGAGCAUUGUCCAGAA